AUGUCGGACCCGUAUGCACCGCUGUUGCAGUCUUUGACGCGACUGCAGUCGGAGGUCUCGACUCUUCAGCAACGACACCAGAUGGUUCGUGAGCAGAAUGACAAACUGGUGCGGACAGGGAUCGAGAUGGAGCAAGCUUUGUUGCCUUACGAAAAGGGGUUGAAAAUACAGGAGGAAGAGAAGAUGGCUCUGGAGGCGCAGAAUAGUCGUGAUAAUGGGGAUGUCAGCAUGUCUGGCACGCAGUGA
This is a messenger RNA of Saitoella complicata NRRL Y-17804, 246 nucleotides long. RefSeq lists its product as uncharacterized. Bases 1 to 246 code for a protein of 81 amino acids. The transcript is spliced from 2 exons. NCBI's taxonomy places the organism in Eukaryota, Fungi, Ascomycota, Saitoellomycetes, Saitoellales, Saitoellaceae. The record is from RefSeq and is a predicted model, not a curated record.